Messenger RNA from Sphenostylis stenocarpa, 2934 nucleotides. The record is from the annotation of a GenBank genome assembly. NCBI's taxonomy places the organism in Eukaryota, Viridiplantae, Streptophyta, Magnoliopsida, Fabales, Fabaceae.
AUGGAGGCUUCCAAAAGAGAUGCUUGUCUGAAAGCAAUAGAAGAACUGUAUAAGUUAGGCGCUUUAAGUGAUUAUCUCUUGCCAAAGCAAGAUGAUGCAGAGCCAGAAGAACAGGUUUCAGGCUCUUCUGAUGAAGAUGAAUGUGAAGAUGCCAUAUCAAGAGGAGAAUUACAUGAGAUGCUAGUUCCUUCUGCCUUUGGACAGUCAUGGAUAAACAAGGAUAAAAUUGUCCAUCUCAACUCAUACUACAUAAAAUUUUGUCCCUGUCCAGGUGAUAGAGUCUACAAAGAGUUUGGUCUAUUCAUAAUGACCCGUCUUCCAAUGGAGGCUGAGAAAAUGGAACUUGAUCUCCAUCUUGCUCAUGGGCGAUAUGUUAUGACAAAAUUUGUCCCAUUUGGAGUUGUAGAAUUUGACAAAGAUGAGAUUAAGAAGGCAGAGAAUUUUCAAGAAAUGUUCCUCAAAAUUAUUUUGGAUAGAUUUGAAUUUGUUUCUGAGGUUGUAGACUUGGGUUUGGCUGCCAAAUCUCAGACAAGCUCAUUGACCUUCUACCUUUUGCUUCCAGUCAUAUUGCAAGAAUAUGGAAAUGCCAUGGAAGUAGAUUGGAAGACAGUGAAUAGAUGCCUUUGCUCACCAAUUUUCAGGCAUCCAGAUUAUACCAUGGAUAAAAAAGUUUGCCCUUUAGAUAUCCACCUGCAACUUGCCAAUGGUUACAGAAGUAUAAGAGAUGUCGAGAAUAGUUUAGUUUAUGCCCCACAUAAGAAGACCUUUUAUUUUGUCACAAAUAUUGAUUAUGAAAAGAAUGGAUUUAUUCCUCAUAAAGAAUCAGGCACUUCGAGCUAUGUGGAUUACAUAAUUGAAAAGUUUUCCAUUCACCUCAAAUGUCCGGAACAACCACUUCUGCAUGUAAAACCACUCUUCAGUUUGCACAACCUGCUUCACAACCGAAAGCGUGAGGAUGCAGGCAGUUCCCUAUCUUUGCUACCCUCAAUUAUGCAUCGUCUUGGAAACUUGCUGGUGGCUAUUGAAUUAAAGCACAUGCUAUCUUUUUCUUUUCCGGAGGCAGCUGAAAUUAGUGCCCUUAGAGUUUUAGAGGCUCUCACCACUGAGAAGUGUCAGGAGCGCUUUUCCCUUGAAAGACUUGAAGUGCUUGGUGAUGCUUUCCUUAAAUUUGUUGUUGCGCGCCAUUUUUUUCUCUUGCAUGACGGCCUUCAUGAAGGAGACCUAACAAAAAGGCGCUCCAAUGCUGUAAAUAAUUCCAAUUUAUUGAAGUUGGCCAUUAAGCGCAAUUUGCAGGUCUACAUUUGUGAUCAGGCAUUUGAUCCCUCUCAAUUUUAUGCAUUAGGCCGUCCUUGCCCAAGAGUUUGUAGCAAGGAAACCGAAGAAAGCAUACACUUUUGUUUAAAUUCUGUUAAGGAGCAAGGAAAAGUGACUGAAACCCGAUGUAACAAAAAUCAUCAUUGGUUACAUAAGAAAACAGUUGCUGAUGUGGUGGAAGCUCUGGUUGGAGCAUUCCUAGUUGAUAGUGGCUUUAAAGCUGCGAUUGCCUUUCUUACGUGGAUUGGCAUACAAGUUGAUUUUGAAGCUUCACAAGUGAUAGAUAUCUGCUUAGCAAGUGCUGGCUAUCUUCCUCUUUCUUCUGAUGUAGACAUUCCUUCCCUUGAAGGUAAGCUAGGAUAUCAAUUUUUUCACAAGGGUCUGCUUCUCCAGGCAUUUGUACAUCCUUCUUACAAUAAGCUUGGAGGAGGCUGUUAUCAGCGACUAGAGUUUCUUGGAGAUGCUGUCUUGGAUUAUUUGAUUGCUUCAUAUCUAUUCUCAGCUUAUCCCAAACUAAAGCCAGGUCAAUUGACAGAUUUGAGAUCAUUGGCUGUUAACAACAAGGCAUUUGCCUGCGUAGCAGUAGAUCGCAGUUUUGAUAAAUAUCUUUUAUGUGAUUCAAAUGGCCUGUCUGAGGCAAUAAAAAAGUAUGUAGACUACAUUAGAGGACCUUCAGCAGAUAGUGGCAUUAAAGAAGGGCCAAAAUGUCCCAAGGUACUGGGUGACUUAGUGGAAUCUUGUGUUGGUGCCAUCCUUCUUGAUUCAGGGUUCAAUUUGAACAAAGUUUGGAAAAUUAUGACUUCUUUCUUGGACCCAAUUAUGAAAUUCUCAUCAAGCUUGCAGCUCAGUCCUAUUAGGGAUUUGCGAGAACUUUGCCAAUCUCGUAAUUUGGAGUUGGAAUUUCUGCCAUUACCAUCAAAACUGAAUAAAACAUUUUCUGUUGAAGCUAAAGCGAGUGGGAAUGAUGUAUGUGAAACAGCUUCAGCAACUGGCCAAAAUAAAAAGGAGGCUUGUAGAAUUUCAUCACUUAUACUUUUUUCAAAGUUCAAGGCUCAAGGCUGGAAAGCGAAGUCAAAAACUUUGGAAGAAUUUCUGGAAUCAACUUCUAAAAUGAUACCAAAACUUAUUGGCUAUGAUGAAACUCCCAUUGAUGUAACAAAUACCAAUACUACCAGGCAUAUAAAGGUAGCUGCAGACCUGUACAGCAAGUCAAACCCAGAAAUUCGACCUAUCCAAGAGACAGCUGAAAUAUGCACUCCAUGUGUAAAGCCUGUUGGCCAACAGCUUCAAUCUUCUGCGAAGGGCGGAAAGCUUAGUGAAAUAUUUGAAAAUCAUUGCAACGGUGACUCGUCAGGGGCAGGAACGGCAAGAUCACGACUGUAUGAACUUUGUGCUGCUUGUUACUGGAAGCCUCCUUUAUUUGAAUGCUGCAAAGAAGAGGGACCAGAUCACCUCAAACAAUUCACUUACAAGGUGACCUUGGAGAUAGAAGAGGCCCCUGAUACUAUUUUAGAGUUUGUUGGUGAACCUCAGUCAAAAAAGAAAGAUGCAGCAGAGAGUGCGGCUGAGGGUGCAUUUUGGUACCUGCAACAGGAAGGUUACUUGCCUAGUGGUAGUUGA